GAGGUUAAUAAUGUUUUAAGCAAAGGUCAAGGGGGUUGUACUCCAGUAAAGUAGCGGUAAUGCAACAUCUAGUGGAUGCCAAACGCCGUAAAACCUCAUCGAAGAAGAAAAAGAAGCGUUUGAAAUUGAUCUGAGCUCCCAAUUCGUCAUUUGGCUAGUACUGUCUGGAUCAGGGAUUGAUUAAUUUUGUCUGACGCAAGCAGGGGACUCGAGAAAUGUUUCAAACUCGAUUCGAUUGUCGCGAUUUUCUACAGUAAAACAAACGUCAGUCGGUCGAUAAGCUACAGAAAAGUAAAUAUGUCGCGGUUAUUUUACUCGCCAUUCAAUCGUUUUUGUGUCAAGUGUAAAGAUUGUCCUGCAGUGACCGCGCGCUGCUAUUCCUCUUUGUUGACUUCAAUUCGGUGCCCCCAGCUGUCAAAACAACAGACCUUUGUCGUGUUACAACAGCAGCAGAGAGAAUUUUUCGGACCUUCACGCCUAACUUCUCGGUUUUACUCAAGGUCAAAGUUUUGGAUUGGGGGAAUAGGUGCGGGCAUUGUUUUAGCUUUGGGAUUGAAAUAUCACACUGACAUAGCUGAGCUCUCAUGUGAAGAGGACUUCCAACAUACUGGAAGAUAUGGUUCUGCCAUUCAAGUUAGCAGAGACCUUGUUCAGCGGAUAAAGGUACAGGAUGAGGUUGGGGCUCCAGGGCUGGUGGUCGGUGUGUCUGUGGAUGGCUCUCAAGUCUGGUGCGAAGGACUUGGCUAUGCUGACUUAGAGAACCGUGUGCUCUGUGGACCAGAGACAGUGCUGAGGAUCGCCAGCAUCAGUAAACCCCUAACUACUGCAGCAGCAGCCCGCCUGUGGGAGGAGGGGAAGCUUGACCUUGAUGCCCCUGUCCAGAAAUACGUCCCUGAGUUCCCCCAAAAACAGUUUGAGGGAGAAGAUGUGACAAUAACUCCACGGUUGAUUCUCUCUCAUCUGAGUGGCAUACGGCACUACGAGAAGGAUGCCAAGAAAGUGAGGGAGGACAGGGAGAAGGCCAAACGACCUUUAAAACUGCCUGGUGAAGAGGAAAAGAGCUUGUCUGAAAACAAACCCAAGACCGAGGACAGCAGCACCAAGAGCAAGGAAAACAAACAGGCUCAGAAGAAAGAGUUUGAGCAAGAAGAGUACUACCUGAAAGACAGCUUUGAAAGUGUCAUUCAUGCCUUGGACCUGUUCAAAGACGACACUCUCGUUUUCAAACCUGGUACCACCUUCCUGUACUCAACCCACGCCUUCACCCUCCUCAGUGCCGUGGUGGAGAGAGCUGCUGGCCAGCACUUCCUGGAUCACAUGAUGAAGAUGUUCAGGGAACUGGGCAUGCUCAACACUGUGCCAGAUGAGAAUGACCCCAUUAUCUAUAACCGCUCAAGGUUUUAUCAUUUCAAUAAGAAAGGACGCAUAGUAAACUGCCCUUACGUGGAUAACUCUUAUAAAUGGGCAGGAGGUGGCUUUCUCUCCACUGUGGGAGACCUGCUCCUGUUUGGGAAUGCUCUGCUCUUCAGCUACCAAGUGGCCAACCUGAAGGACUGCACAGACCUCCUGCCUGGCUUCCUCAAACCAGAGACAGCCCAGGCUCUGUGGGCCCCUGUGGACAAGACGGAGGCCUCCUGGGAUAAGGAUGGGCUGUAUGCACAGGGCUGGCUGGUGGUGGAGAAGGAGCAGAAGUAUGGUCAGUGCAGGAGGCGCAGGCAUUAUGUCUCACACACAGGGGGCGCGGUGGGGGCCAGCAGUGUCCUGCUGGUUUUGCCCCGCAAGACAGUCCAGCAUCCUGAAGGACUGACUACAGCCCUACCUCAGGGAAUAGUGGUGACCAUCAUCACUAACAUGCAGUCUGUGGGACUCAACAGCACAGCACUGAAAAUCGCCCACGAGUUUGACAAAGCCAGAGGCUAAUAAGAGUUCAUAUUCUUUACAAAUAUAGAGGGUUAAAACUACCACAUAGUGUCAAGGCACUACAAUAUCUUUACUAAUGGCAGUGGAUGAAUGAUUUAUCAACAGCACUGUUUUGUAUAUUUGAAUUUGAUACGGCUUUUUAUACAUUUCAGCCCGUUUUGUUGAGUAAUGAAAGACCAUGUUCGACAUGGGUGUGCAUUGAAUAUUAAGUCAUUAGUUUGGUAGUGUUGUUAAUCUUGAUGCAGAUAAGUGACAACCAUUCUCACCUUUGCUGAACUGAGCCUUCUAAUCUCGCCACUAGGUGGCAGCAGUGUACUGCUUUGCUAUAAAGAGGAACCAGUGACUUCUGAAAUCACACUGUUCAAUACUGAUAAGUAUACUUCAGCAAACCAAUUGUAGGUCAUAUUGCGGGGGAAGAGCAUGAUGGUAUUGAGAGACCUGAAACUACCCACAUAGUCAGCAGUUUUCAUUAGGUCUUAAGUGUAAUGUCUGUUCAAAUGUUUGGGUCCUCUCUUGAAUCGAAAUGAAAUUCACCCCAACACUGGUUUGCCUCUACUAUCCAUCCCAUUAGAAACACCUCAGGGGCAGAGUGGUGAAUUGAUGUUGUCUUAAUUGGCCAUGAAUAGAUGACAUGACUUCUGGUAGUUCAUUUAAAGAUGUGGGACUCGGCACCAUCUGUUGGUUGGCUUUCAAAUGUACAUCUGAAAUGGAACUGGUAAUGU
This is a messenger RNA of Oncorhynchus masou masou (cherry salmon), 2642 nucleotides long. RefSeq names its product lactamase, beta (gene lactb). The transcript is spliced from 6 exons. The record is from RefSeq and is a predicted model, not a curated record. Gene Ontology annotation, biological process: regulation of lipid metabolic process; proteolysis. The coding region runs from base 298 to 1920 and encodes 540 amino acids. Lineage: Eukaryota; Metazoa; Chordata; Actinopteri; Salmoniformes; Salmonidae. Gene Ontology annotation, molecular function: peptidase activity. Gene Ontology annotation, cellular component: mitochondrion.